CAAAAUAUUUGUUUCUGACCGGUGUAUCUUUCAAAUAUUGUCCUGUGUCGAAACAUAAUUUUAUUGAAACCCGAUAACCUUGCUCGAUGAUGGAUCGACCCUACUUCUAUAAUUCAGUUUAACGCCAACGGUGGUGAUCAUCUCCGACAAGCUAGUGAUUUGAGGUUAUACUCUCUCGGAAAGUGUAAUUAUAGGAAAUUUAGAAAAAUGUCAAAAUUGAUGAACUUGACCUGUGAUAGAAAGAUGAGAGUUGUGUUAAAAAAAUUGGAUUUAUUACAGAGGUGUUCAUUUAAGAUAGCAGCUUGUAGAUUUUCAACUGCCUUAACUCCAAAUAAUAAUACAAAUAAAAUAUGCAGUAAUGUAGAAGAAGCGUUAAGAGAUAUACAAGAUGGAUCCACACUUUUAGUUGGAGGGUUUGGUUUAUGUGGCAUCCCAGAAAAUCUGAUUAAGGGUUUAUUGAAACAUCAUGUGAAACAGUUAACAGUAGUAUCCAAUAAUGCAGGCGUAGACAACUUUGGAUUGGGUCUGCUCCUAUCGCAGCGCAAAAUCAAAAGGAUGAUAGCUUCGUAUGUUGGAGAGAACGCAGAAUUCGAACGACAAUAUUUAACAGGAGAAUUAGAAUUGGAGCUCACACCACAGGGCACACUUGCAGAAAGGAUUAGAGCUGGAGGAGCUGGAAUACCAGCUUUCUUCACACCUACAGCUUAUGGUACUAUGAUUCAUGAAGGGGGGGUACCAAUAAAAUACACGAAAGAUGGUAAAGUAGACAUAUCCAGUAAUCCAAGAAGAUCAGAAGCGUUCAAUGGUAAGCCGUACAUAAUGGAAGAAGCAAUUGUUGGAGACUACGCUCUUAUAAAAGCCUACAAAGCAGAUCCUCAUGGAAACUUAAUUUUUAAUAAGUCUGCGAGGAACUUCAAUCCGACGAUGGCCAAAGCAGCUAGGACUACAAUAGCUGAAGUUGAAGAAAUCGUUGAUGUUGGUGAAAUUGGUCCAGAUCAAGUGCAUCUGCCUGGAAUAUUCGUUGACAGAAUUGUUAAGGGAGAUUCAUUCGAAAAAAGAAUAGAGAGGCUGAAAACAACAAACCAUGAUAGUAGUCAUUCUAAAGUAGACAAAGGAAAGUCUGAUCUGUUGAGAGAAAGAAUCAUUAGAAGAGCAGCUUUAGAAUUCAAAGAUGGCAUGUAUGCAAACUUAGGAAUUGGAAUGCCAAUGCUGGCCUCCAACUAUAUACCCAAAAACUUAAGGCUAUCUCUUCAAUCCGAAAACGGUAUCUUAGGUUUAGGACCUUUUCCAGUCUUUUCAGAAGUCGAUCCAGAUCUUAUAAACGCUGGCAAAGAAACAGUAACAGUUUUACCAGGAGCUUCAUUCUUCACUAGCGAUGACAGUUUUGCUAUGAUAAGGGGAGGACAUGUAGACCUUACUAUGCUUGGAGCGAUGGAAGUGUCCAAGUAUGGUGAUCUGGCCAAUUGGAUGAUUCCUGGAAAGCUAGUUAAAGGAAUGGGAGGAGCUAUGGACCUGGUAGCAGCACCAGGCACCAAGGUGGUCGUCUGCAUGGAACACAACUCCAAGAAAGGCGAUCCUAAAAUCUUGGACAGCUGCAGCUUACCACUAACAGGAAAACAAUGUGUCGACCUCAUAAUCACAGAAAAGGGUGUGUUCAAUGUUGAUAAAGAAAAAGGACUUACCUUGAUAGAAAUAGCUGAAGGAUUGAGUGUAGAUGAUCUCAAAGCUUCAACAGGAUGUGAUUUCGCUGUAUCUGAUCAGUUGAAGACGAUGCAACAAAUUGAAGUGAAUUGAUUCAUGUGUUUUUUAUACCUCAUUAAUUUUUAUUUAGUCUUUAAGUUUUAUUGUAUACAUGUGUUUUUAUAUUUUUUAUGUCUUUACUACUUUUAUUCAUUUGUCAACGUAAUUCAAGAUUGUUUGAUAUAAAAGUCUCAGGAAGUUUUCUGAUCAGAUUUGUACAGCUUUUCGAUAUUAAUUAUCAAAUCUUAAUAAGUUUGAUUCAAAUUGCUUUUCUGGAGAAUGGAAAAUUCGUGCUCAUCUUCAAAUUUCCCAAACUAUAAAUCGUAUAAAUUCGUGGAAAACAUGGUGUGUUUUUCAAAGCAAUGAGAGUAGAGAACUUAUCAUGUAUUUAUUCCUUUGAAUAUAAAUAAAAUGCUCAAUACUCAA
Messenger RNA from Harmonia axyridis, 2166 nucleotides. It is a transcript of the gene SCOT, whose product is annotated as succinyl-CoA:3-ketoacid coenzyme A transferase 1, mitochondrial. Gene Ontology annotation, biological process: ketone body catabolic process. Bases 208 to 1794 code for a protein of 528 amino acids. Gene Ontology annotation, cellular component: mitochondrion. Lineage: Eukaryota; Metazoa; Arthropoda; Insecta; Coleoptera; Coccinellidae. The transcript is spliced from 9 exons. The record is from RefSeq and is a predicted model, not a curated record. Gene Ontology annotation, molecular function: succinyl-CoA:3-oxo-acid CoA-transferase activity.